UAAUCCCAAUCCAGUUUCCAAAAUGAAGACUCUUCUGCUUUUGUCUUUCUAUUUCCUUCUUGGAGCCGCCUCUUUGGAAGAUUUUUCUUCAGGAAAUCACCUUUUCACCGCUGAUCUCUACAAUGAACUUCUAGAAGAAGAUGGUAACUUUGUCGCCAGUCCAUUGUCGCUCGAAACCGUCUUAGCUCUAACACAAUCCGGAGGCAAAGAUGCAACGAGUGCAGAAAUCCGAUCUACCCUCCAUCUUCCAGACAGCGAAGAAGAAACAGAAUCGACCAUGAAAUCCGUCCUACCGCUUCUACAAAGCGAAAAUUACACACUAAAAGCAGCUAACAAAAUCUACAUUCAAGAAAACUACUCAAUUAAAGAAGAGUUCAAAAAAAUCGCAGCAGAUGUUUACCAAGCGGACAUCCAGAAUGUUAAUUUCGUGGAAAAUGAAGAAGCAGCUGCUGCUAUAAACCAGUGGGUUGAAGCGCAAACGCAGAACAAAAUUCACGAUCUUGUAGCAGCCGAUGAUCUAGAUGCCAACUCGAGACUGUUUCUGGUCAACGCUUUGUAUUUCCAAGCGACGUGGUUGCACUCCUUCCAAGUCGCUUACACAGCGAAAAAGGACUUCUAUUCUUCCGGCGACAAAACAGUAUCCACUGACACCAUGCUGCAGUACUCAGUUGAGCGCAAGUUCUACCAAAACGAAGAACUAGAUGCUAAAUUUUUAGAAGUACCGUUCGUGGAUGAAGAUGCUUCAAUGACUUUUGUACUUCCCAACAAAAUCGAUGGGCUUGCGGUUCUCGAGAAACAAAGAGACAAAGUUUUGGCAGACCAGCCUUACUCUGUCAAACUGGUGGAUGUAGCUCUUCCUAAAUUUCGAAUUGAGACGUCGAUUGAUUUUAACGAAGUUCUACAAAAAAUGGGUAUUCGUGCGGCUUUUAGUCCCGGUCAAGCCGAUUUUAGCGGAAUUUCUGGAGAAAAAGGGGAGUUGUACCUUCAGAAAGUCAAGCAGAAAUCGUUCAUUGGGGUUGACGAGAAUGGGGUGGAAGCGGCCGCUGCUUCUUCAGCUGAUGUUCCCAUAUAUUCGAUAGCUAUGGACAAGUUUGUGGCAGAUCACCCUUUCAUGUUUUAUAUUAAGGUGAAGGGGGUGGUUUUGUUUGAAGGAAGAGUGGUAGAUCCACAAUAUUCUUGGAUUAGACAAACCAAUCACCUUAUUCAGCUCAGAUCAGAAAUAAUGAAGAAUCUUUUGGCACUUGUAUUUUUUGUAACUGCCGUUUUCUCUUAUGAAACAGUAAUCCGAAACUUCGCUUCCAGCAACAAAUUAUUCGCUGAUUAUUUCUACAAACUGGCACGAGUUGACAAAGACGGUAACAUCCUCUUCGGCUCUUUCUUGGAUGAAAUCAUUUUUGUCGUCAAUAAAUCUGAAGUCUUCGACGUCGCCAGUGCAGAAAUUCGCCCGAGUCUCUUACCCCCAGAAACAAAAGCAAGCAUAAAGGACGUUCUCUCCAAGAUGCCGAACCAUCAAACGAUCUUGGAAUGUUUCGUAGACAUUUACAGAGUCCCAAACAACAUCUUAAAAUAUUUCCUGUUCUCAGUACAAGACUUCUACCCAAUUUCUAACCGCGAAUAUUUCGUUAACGGUAUAGAAGUAGAGGAAGAAAUCAUAAAAUGGAUGGAAAAACAAAUAAACGCCGAAAUUUACGACCCAGUUUCUUUUUUAGACAAAAAGACAGAAAUAAUCUUUGUAUGCAUCAGUUUUAAUAGUUUUCAACUAAACUGGUAUUUUCCCUUUGAUUACGUCCUUAGAGACGAGAUGACCUUCCACUCCCUCAACAACGAAGAAGUUCAAGCCAGUUUCAUGUUCCUCAAAUCACAAUGGCUCAACUAUUACGAAAGCGUGGAACUAGACGCGAAAUUCCUGGAACUCCCGUUCUUGGAGGAGAAUGCUUCCAUGACUUUUGUUCUCCCGAAUAAGAAGGAAGGAAUCGCUCUUUUGGAGGAACGAUGGACAGAUAUAUUGAGUGUGCCUCCGUACAACCAACAAUUCGUUCAGGUGUUUUUGCCUAAGUUUAAGAUGGAAACUGCAUAUAACCUCGCAGAUAUUGUCGAAGGAUUGGGAAUACAAGACGAGGCCCUUCCAUUGCGUGCCAGUUAUAUUGGCAUUGCUGGAGCAGCUGGUGAUUUUUUUUUCGAUAACAGGAUAAAGAAUAAUUCAAUAGAUGUUAACGAGUUUGGAAUGAGCCUUGAGUUUUGGAUUCCUGUUAUGACUGAAGAUACAGACAGUACCACCCGCACAUCAUCAUCUACCCAACAAUUCAUUGCUGACCAUCCCUUCGUUUUCUAUAUAAAAGUGAACAAUAUAGUUGUAUCCGCAGGAAGAGUGUUGCUCCCACGUUAUUAAAACUGUUAGUGCCUCUGGCAGAAACCUGUUUCAUCCUUCUUCACCCGUAAGGGUGGGAACCAGGGUCACCACCACCUUGGAACACAGGGUAACAUACAUUCACUAUUCAUUCGGAACUCAUUCAUAGACCCUAUAUUCACUCUGUGGACCUAACGGUCAUAUUCUAUUCUUAUUCUAGACCUAACGGUCAUACUCUAUUCUUAUUCUAGAACACACUUGUUAUUCGUUAAUAAAACUUAUAAAACGAC
Molecule: messenger RNA, 2637 nt
Organism: Zophobas morio
Lineage: Eukaryota; Metazoa; Arthropoda; Insecta; Coleoptera; Tenebrionidae
Exons: 7
Coding region: 23-2389 (788 amino acids)
Molecular function (GO): serine-type endopeptidase inhibitor activity
Source: RefSeq, a predicted model, not a curated record